GAACGUCGUAAUGUCAAAAGUGAGUGAAUGUAUACAUGGAACAGGCAGCGCCGAUCGACAAACAGUAAACAAUGUAUGGAUAUAUCAUCAUUUUUGGCAUGAAGUUGGUUUUUGCCACUCACAAUAUUCGCUUUGACAGCGUUAAUGGCUUUGAGGAAUAUUUAUUUAUUUAUUUUUUAGUUGACAUAGCAAAAUAAACGUUUCAUAAAUUUGUGGCUCUUGUACAGUCGACACUGAAAAAUGGUUCUCGGCUGAAAAAUAAAAUCGAAAUUCGAUAAAAUUUCGUCUAAGGUCUACACAUGAAUAUUGGCCAAACCAUUUCCGUGAAAGCAUCGACUAAUUAGUGCGACCUUUUUACCGCGAAUUUCAUAACAAUGUUUCGAUCAACGUUAACCACAACUCGACCAAAGGAAAAAUUAAUUUUGAACAAAGACACCGAUAAUUAUGUGAGUGAUGAAAUCGUUCAGUAUUUGUUGACGCAUCAAAUAAAUGGUGUUCGUUUUUUGUAUCGCAAUUACAAAAAGCACAAAUCAAGUAUUUUAAACGAUGAAGGCGGUUCGGGGAAAUGUUUUCAAUGUGUUGCUUUCUUCGAUGCAAUUUUCAGGGCGUCGACGUCCAGUCGAGUUUUAGUUAUUUGUCAACGUAAACAGAAUUUGGAACAUUGGCAGUAUCAUAUAGAGUGUUUUUUGAGAAAUCUUAGCGCCACAAUAGCCGAUAAUAAACGUGAUACACAACAAGAUCAUGCCGAUGAGGAUACUAUUAAAAUUGCCUCACUGGAUUAUGUGUUGACACACUUUGCAGCAUUUGCAACGUUGGAGUACGACUGUGUUAUUUUGCAAGAUCAACACACACAGAUAUCGGUGGAUGUGUUUGAACGGCUGAAACAAAUCAAAGCUACAUGCAAAAUUAUGCUUUGCAGUAAUGAUUUAAUGGAAAAUCUAACGUACUUCUACGAAGUACUGAAGUUCUGUGAUCAAACAGGGCCAUUGACACAGAAAAAUGGCUCAAGUCAAACGUUGACUCUCGACGAAUUCAAACAGAAGUUUGGAUGCAGUGAUAAGAGUGUUCCAAAACGGAAUAUAAUAUUUAAACAAAAGAAUCUGUUAUUUGCAUGCAACGAUUUCUAUAUGAGGCGACUUUGCAACCAGUUUGGCUCACAAUUUCCCCCAAUUAAGCCGGAGGAUUUUCAAAUCGACUUUGAUGCAUGGAAGGAUGCUUCGGGUGACACUGCACCAUUGAAUUCAAAUGCGAUAGAGAACGAUUCAUCGCCCGUUGAAGUAUUUACCAAUCCAAAUAAUCAAACGGUUUCUACUGUGGCAGAUGUAUCGUUGCUGAACACUGCUCUCACUGAAUUUAGUGAUUUUGAUACUCAAAUGUCGCCGCUCAUAUACUCCGACUCAGAACAUGGUGACGAUGAUCAGGAUUUGCAACAUGCUAGCCAGCGUACAAUGACUCCAGAUAUUGCCUGCAAUCAGGAGCAUGCGGCCAAAACACGCGCAUUAACCAGAGCAUCUACUCAAAAUAGUAGCAGAUCCCAUACAACGCCUACCGAACGAAAUUUUCGAAUAAAUUUCGAACGAAUAUCACCGGGCAGCAAGCGACUCAACUAUAAACAGCUUCCAAUCAAAAUCAAUUCAACAAACCCUAGAGCCAAAACGUAUUUAUUCCGCUCAAAAAAACAACCUCAAGCUAAUUCAACGGUGCUGACUGACACUGAAAGUGUGUCUCAGUUCAUGCCGAGACGUAAUACUCGCAGCACAUCCAGCACAUCUGAUGUGCAAAUUAUCACACAGAAAACACUAUCGCCAAUUGUUAUAUCGACGUCAGAAGAUGAUCGUUCGAAAGCGCCUGUGGAUGGACAAAACAUUGAAUUAAACACAGAUACCAGUUGUCCAUCACCGGAUCUAUUCAGUAGUUUUACUAGCGCCAGAUCGGAUGCUCUGAGUCAACAAGUGCUGAAUAGUCAGGAGAAUCAAGUUGAGCAGAGAAAUGAAGAACAGAACGAUACAUUUCGUGAGGUUUUUGGUGAGCCUGACGAAUGCGAUGACAUUGAUCUCUUGUCAAAUACCAAUGUGGAUAUUUUUGAAAUUACAAAAAAUAGCGUGUUCGAUAACGUUCUCUGUAGUGCGGAUGAUAAAAUAACACCGUUGAAACGGUGUCAAAGUCUUCGAUCGACACAGAAAAAAUCAAGUCCAAGUAUGAAUUGUUUGAGUGGAUUACGGGUCGUUUUGCCUCGCCUAAACAAUCAUCAAGUGGAACAAAUUCAAAAUGGACUGAUGUCACAGACACAGCCAUCGCAACAAUCACAAUCGUCGCCACAAAUCCUUUCGACUUCGGAUGAUGUUAUCGAUUUAACAGCACACGAAACACAGAAAAUUAUUGAAAUCAAUUCGGACGAUAGUGUGAGAAAUCGUGAGAAAACGCCCGAAUGCAAACAAGAACUGACACCAUCGACACGUUCGUGCUUAAAACGGCAUGCAGAUGGUAGAGCUACUACUGACGAGCGACGCAAAAAAUCCCCAUAUUCACGGCUUGGUUGGCUCACAUCGUCGCGAACCUCACCACGAAGCGGUGAUACGACACCACAGUCACGCCGGCGACUGGACAAAUGGCGCCAACUAACUGACGAAAGCAAUUUGAAAGCGGAUGAUAUUGCAAAAGUUUCAAAACCACGAAAUUUGUUCAAAGAAUUUAAAUCAAAAUCAAAACCAAGCCAAAAAUCACGACAUGACAUACCAUCGACUAGCACCGCUCAGAGCCCGAUCAUCUUUUCGGAUCAGGAAUGAAAAAAAUGUGUAUUUGUUUGCAUUGAAAUUACCUUCAGCAUCCUUCCGCAACCUAUAGACUUGACUGUUUCGUUAAUUUCCUUUCCCAUUGUAAUGCAAACCAAUAAUUUAAAACCAAGUAUUUUUGUAAAUGGAAAUAUAUUUAUGACUUUUUUUUAUAUUGAA
Sitodiplosis mosellana (orange wheat blossom midge) is the source of this 2951-nucleotide messenger RNA. RefSeq lists its product as uncharacterized. Gene Ontology annotation, biological process: double-strand break repair via homologous recombination; reciprocal meiotic recombination. Bases 375 to 2786 code for a protein of 803 amino acids. Gene Ontology annotation, cellular component: nucleus. NCBI's taxonomy places the organism in Eukaryota, Metazoa, Arthropoda, Insecta, Diptera, Cecidomyiidae. Gene Ontology annotation, molecular function: DNA translocase activity; ATP binding; ATP-dependent chromatin remodeler activity. The transcript has 4 exons. The record is from RefSeq and is a predicted model, not a curated record.